AGGGCCUCCUCCUCCUCCUCCUCCUCUCCGUCAUGGCUCCGUCCGCGCGCAGGCUGGGGCUGUGGGGGCCGCCGACCUCCACGCUGGAUUGGUGCGAGGAGAACUACGAGGUGACUUUCUACGUGGCGGAGUUCUGGAACACUGUCAGCAACCUGAUCAUGAUCCUUCCUCCUCUAUUUGGCGCCCUGCAGACGUUUCGGAGCGGCCUGGAGUUCCGGUACAUCUUCUCGUUCCUGGGUCUAGCAGCUGUAGGUGUGGGUUCCUGGUGCUUCCACAUGACGCUGCUGUACGAGAUGCAGUUGCUGGACGAGCUGCCGAUGAUUUACAGCACCUGUGUGUUUGUCUACUGUCUAUACGAGUGCUUCAAGCAAGAGAAGACUGUGGGGUUCUUUCCCAUCGCAUUGCUGUUCAUCUUCAGCAUGUCCGUCACCCUGGUGUACCUGCAGUGGAAAGAGCCCGUGUUUCACCAGGUCAUGUAUGGAGUUCUGGUGGCUUGUCUGGUGAUGCGGUCGAUCUUCAUUGUCACAUGGGUGUACCCGUGGCUGAGGCCAUUGUGUUAUGCAUCUUUAGCUAUCUUCUUGCUGGGCUUUCUGCUGUGGAACAUCGACAACAUCUUCUGUGAGCAGCUGAGAGCCAGCAGACGAGUUCUGCCUGCCGGGGUGGGAGUCUUGACACAGUUCCACGCCUGGUGGCACAUCUUCACGGGUCUGGGCUCCUACCUGCACAUUCUUCUCAGCCUGCAGAUCAGAUCAACCUACCUCAAGUACAGAGCAAAGGUGAAGUUUCUUUGUGGGGUCUGGCCCACGCUGCACAUCGAACCGCAGAGGACCAGCUGAUGUCGGGCUCACACGUGGCUGCUGCCAGAGCUGCCCUGACCCCUGACCCUGCAGGGGCAGGUGACCCUGAGGAGGCCCCUCCAGGACUGUGAGGACUGCUCAGAAGUUAUAACUGGAAGGCCUUUUUGUUGGCUGUAAUUGAUGACACAAAUUAAGGGAUGUGUGUGAAUAAGGAAGCUGCUGCAGCUAGACUGAUCAGCUAAUGCUAAUUUAUGUAUUUAUGUUUUGGAAGAAUGAUUGAGGAGCUGACAUGAAGGAAGAUGAACAUUUAAAAUGUACUCAAAUGUUUUUAUUAUUUAUGGGGAAAAUGGAAAAACAAACUCAGAGAUUUCCUUUUUGGAACUUGAACUGAAUAUCAAAAGUGUUGCUCAGAGUUGGAAGUUUUUAAAAGUCCAGUUUCUGGUUUGAAGAUGACUGAAUUAAAAACAAAUCAAUGUUUGGAUUAACUCCAGGGCUGGGAAACUCCAGGGGCCUAUUUCCAGAAGCAGGUUCAACAAAUUUAGAGUUCAAACCUGAACUCAGAGUCCACAGAAUCAAAAUUGGCAAACUUAGUUUUCGGUUUCAGAACAAAAAGUUUGAUUCAAUCAACUUGAAGUUGUUAGAACCAGAAUCAGGUGAGAGUGUCAUGACCAUCAAAAGCCCUGAUCAAUGGAGCAAAGACAGCACGAUUCACCAUGGCAACGGGAACAAACACCUUUAGGUCUUCACACUAAAGGGGACAGAAACUGAUGUGUUUCUGCAAGCAUAUGGGACUACGAGCACAGUUUCAUCAAGAAGAUCAACAUCUGCAGCGGUAAAACUGAGAGGAAAUAUCUGGAGAGUUAAUGCGAACGUCUACAUUUGAAUCAUUUCAAUUUAGGAGAAGAACUAAAUCAUGUCAGGAAGGUCACUUUUUAAGUCAGGAAUGGUUUUGAUCUGUCAAUAAUUUAACCAGGAAUCUCCGAAAUUGCAUGAAUGACCGAAAACUCAGAGUUUUCCUGAAUUUGGAGUUCACAAACUCAGAGUUUAAACAAAAACUUCCUUCUAAAAAUGGGCUCCUAGCCUCGAGUUCACCAACCAACCUGCUGUUCCAGCUCCUAAUAGGCUGAACACACCUGAUCCAGGUAAUCAGCAGCGGAUAAUGCUGGGAUCUGGGAAACCAGCAGGAGGCCGGCCCUCGAGGCCUGGAGUUUGACCCCCUGAUGUAUUCAUUACACACAGUUUUAUUUGUCAAGCAUUUUUGUUUGUCUUUAAGUCAGAAAACAGACGAAAGUGCUUGUUUUCCUGUGUAAAUCUACCAUUUCCUGUCCAGUGUUCCGUUCAUGUUGAUGCUCGUGUUUCCAGCUCAAAACUGCUCCUCUAAAGUUCUGGUUUGGAGCUUUCUUUUGCAGUUUUGACAGCAUUUAAUGUCAAUGUCCUUUUUCACUGUUCUUUCAGGUUUGAUUUCAUACUUUUUUAUCAUUACCUCUUAUUUGAAAGGACCAAGAAGGUCUUUCAGAGGCCAAACAUGUUCAGAACCAUCCUCCUCUCUGUGACUAUAGUGCUGCAGCGCCUCAUCCCAGUCAGACUGAAGCUACUAUUGACUGAAUAACUUCAUCAUUUGUUUCAGGUCCUUUUUUGUAAUUAAGUUUAUCAUCAACAGUUUCUGUCAAGUCCAGAAACAAACAUCAACUCUUCUAUUCAGUUUAAGUUUCAAUCCUCUGAAUGAAGACCAAACAGAAACUGAAGAUUAUAAUCAUCACUGAUAGAAACGGAUUUACAGAAAACUGUAUAAAGACACAGAAAACGUAACUAAGCCUCUGCAGAGCGUCAUGAUAAGGCCAGUGUUAGUUCAGAGAAACAUGGAGGUUCAAACAUGACCACAAACGUAUUUUAUACUGAAGCACAAAACAGUUUUAGUCAACACAGCCAUCAAAUUAUGGGAGAGGGACGAAAGAGAACAUUGUUUUCAAAUCCAGGUUUUCUCAAGAGUUUUGGGUCUGUAUACUUCAUGAAAACAAGAAAAAAACUUUGGGCAGUGUUUGUGAAAUAAAUGAUGAUGUCACUACUUCA
This is a messenger RNA of Oryzias melastigma (Indian medaka), 2867 nucleotides long. RefSeq names its product alkaline ceramidase 3 (gene acer3). Gene Ontology annotation, cellular component: endoplasmic reticulum membrane. The coding region runs from base 33 to 836 and encodes 267 amino acids. The transcript is spliced from 11 exons. Lineage: Eukaryota; Metazoa; Chordata; Actinopteri; Beloniformes; Adrianichthyidae. Gene Ontology annotation, biological process: phytosphingosine biosynthetic process; ceramide metabolic process. The record is from RefSeq and is a predicted model, not a curated record.